Molecule: messenger RNA, 382 nt
Organism: Acipenser ruthenus (sterlet)
Lineage: Eukaryota; Metazoa; Chordata; Actinopteri; Acipenseriformes; Acipenseridae
Gene: lhfpl4b
Product: LHFPL tetraspan subfamily member 4b
Biological process (GO): sensory perception of sound
Cellular component (GO): plasma membrane
Source: RefSeq, a predicted model, not a curated record
GAUUCUGCCUGGCUCUGUCUUGCCUGGUGUUUCCUGACAGUUGGGACGCCCCUGAGAUGCGGUUCCUGUGCGGGGAGGAGGUGGGCAGCUUCUCCUCGGGUCGCUGCUCUGUGCACUGGGCUUUCAUACUGGCCAUACUGGGAGUGCUGGACGCGCUGAUCCUGUCCACGCUAGCCUUCGUACUGGGGAACCGGCAGGACGCCCUGCUGCCUCCCAGUGGACCCCCAAACAAGAACGGUAUGAGGCAUCUCCUUGGGACUCAGUAGCAUUGCCAUGGCGACUCUGUGUCUGUAGUCAGGGCUGCACAAUGGAGAGCUUCAGGGUCUUCUGCAUAUGUGGUGACAUCAUAGCUUAAAAAAAAAAAAAACAAUGCUGGUGCUCC